Molecule: messenger RNA, 3171 nt
Organism: Arctia plantaginis
Lineage: Eukaryota; Metazoa; Arthropoda; Insecta; Lepidoptera; Erebidae
Source: the annotation of a GenBank genome assembly
AUGUGGACGGGGUUGUGGUUCGCCUUCAGUGUGUCUACUGUAUGUUCGCAAUAUACUAACACGAAAAUAUCACAGGAUGGCGCUAGUUUCAGUUGGGGCUGGCACAUGUCGCCCACAAAAGUUCCUGAGAGAGUUCUAGGGCAUUAUUAUGUUAAACAACCACAGUCUGUGCAACAAGUUAAUUACUCAGCAGGCAACACGUAUCAAGGCACCAACAAUGACAUGCUCCAGGCAUCCAGCUCGGCACACGGGCACAAGUUACAAGAGACAAAACACCAACUAAACGGAAAUGUCAACGGACGACCGCAAUUGAACAGGACGCAUAUCCAACCGCCGCCUCCUAUCGAUCCCUAUCUUCUGCAACAGCAGUACAAGCCUUACACACAAUCUGUUCAACCUGAACAAGUGCUUCAAAUCCCUGGCACAGUGCAAACGACCCCUGUCUACAGCACUGGAGUAUAUAAUACACCGUCACUAGAACAUUCAAAACAUCCUCAAAAUGAAGCUCUUAAUGAAUACCGCUCACCCAUCCAAAUUUAUAAAAAUCAUAAUUGCUCUAUAAAUAAAGAAAGUAUUUCGAAAGAUCUACAAAACGAUCUGAAUAAAUCUAAGGCACUAUUCGCUGAAUCUUACAGUUUUCAGGAUGUCAAUAACUUUGCUACCAGUUAUCCCCAAUCACACUCUUACAAAGGUGCAAUUCAGUUUAGAGUUGAAGCACCGGGACCUAACGCUCGCAACGAAAGAUUUUACUAUACAACAGUUGGAACACCAACCUACGAAAAUACAACGUUAGAAGGAAUCGAUAAAUUGGUUGCUUCUACUCAGGAUCUUAUAUCAAAUGAAGAUUUAUUAUUUAUCAAUGAUGCUGCUGAAAAAUAUAUCCUCGAAGAAUCUGAAGCGACAGGGGCAAGACGCCUUAACAAUAGUAAUAAUUUACACGGGCACGACACCAGGAAUCAUAUCACUGUAAAAGCAAAGAUAGGAAACAUUGUUGGAAGUAAUAUAGAGCAUUUACAAAACAAUCAAAAUGGGCAUAAAAUACUACAAUCAGAUUCAAAUAAAUAUAAUUUUGCAACACCCAUUGUCGUAUCUGAGAAUUCUUAUACCAACUUCAAAGAACAAAUUGUAGAUAACAUCGUCUCUACAAUGGUCCCUUAUAUGGUAAACGGGUAUCAAAUUGUAGGCGUUAAAGACACAUCAGAAGAAGUAUAUCAAAAUAUCCAUGACAGCAAAAUCAUAAACGUUACACCAAGACCGAUUAAUCAAAAUUAUUUAGCACCGAUUACAGUAGCGUUAAGAUUAAUCAAUGCUAAUAAUACAGAAAUCUUUAACAGAGUAGAAGACCCUGAAGCUUCCGAUAGUGAGUUAAUUUCUGAUACAGUAAAUUCUCCGUCUAAAGGCAAAACUGUUGUAGAAGUACAAAAAUCGAUACCUGUUGAAAUUACUCAUAUAAAUGACGUAGAAGUUCACGAGUAUUUAGAUUUUGAUGAAGGUCGCAGCAAUAACAAAGGUCCCUUCGAUGCUGUAAAAUCACUAUACAAUAAAUACAUGGAUGCCUUGAACACAAAGAAAAUCAUGGAUAAUAUGGACAAAUUUCUCUAUCAGUAUGAGACAGCGAAACAUGAGAAUAGCAAAAAUGAGGAGGAUAACGAUUCUGACAAUACAGAAGCUAGUGAAAAUAUGCACACGGAGGUGCGUGUAAGCCCCAAUGAAGACAGCAAAACACAAAGAAGCGAACAUGUCCAGUACUAUGAGUCUUAUGAAAAUGACAAUAAACAGAUCAUUCAACCCAUCGUUAUAGAAAAAGAAGUCCCUGUAACUAAAUUCGUUGAUAGAGUUAUUGAAAAGAAGGUUCCAUACCCUCAACAUAUUCAAGUUCAGGUACCAGUAGACAGGCCUUAUCCUGUGGAAGUACCAGUUGAAAAAAUUGUUGAAAAACCUGUCGAGAUCACUAAAUACGUUAAUAAACCCUACCCAGUCGAAAUACCGCGUCCAUAUCCUGUAGAAGUCAAAGUACCUUAUCCUGUACAACAGAAUGUGUAUGUUGACCGGCCCGUGCACAUACCUUAUCCUGUUGAAAAGCUAGUAGAAAAAGAGGUUAUACACCCAGUGCCCGUACCAACUCCAGUUGGAAUUCCUAUACAAAUACCGUACCCAGUUGAACAUAAAAUUUUGUAUCCAGUGCCUGUGGAUAGACCUGUUCCUAUUCAAGUUGAAAAACCUGUAGAAAAAAUUAUUCAUAAAGAAGUUCCGGUGCCUUAUGCCGUUGAAAAGAGAGUUCCUUAUCCAGUGCAUUAUGAAACUAGAGUGCCAGUGCCGUAUCCAGUUGAAAAAAGAAUACCGAUACCUGUAGAAAGAAUUGUGGAAAAACCUGUGACAGUGACCAAGUAUGUGGAUAGGCCGAUACACAUCCAAGUACCAGUACCUCAACCAAUAGCUGUUCCAGUGCAUGUGCCCCAGCCUUACCCAGUCGACAGAAUCGUGGAGAAGAAAAUACCUUAUCCUGUCCAAGUAGAAAAAAUUGUGGAGAAACCUGUUAAAGUUCCUUACCCAGUUGAGAAAAUCGUCGAGAAAAUUGUCGAAAAGCCCUUUAUCGUGACUAAGUAUGUAGAUAAACCUUACCCUGUUGAGAAAUUCAUAGACAGGCCGAUACACAUACCGGUUCCAUAUGUGUACAGUCAUUCCGAGACACAUUCAGAAUCAAGAAACAACCAUCAAUAUGAACCAUACAAAGUAGAUAAGUCAAAGAACGCUCCUAACCAGAAACAGUUAUAUCUUACUGAAUAUUUUCAACAGCUGAAAGCGAAAGAACAGAAAGAACCUAUUCAAUCCACUCGAUGGGGGAACCAAUAUGCAUCAUCGUAUCAGUAUAUAAAUAAUACUUCAGAAGUCCAACCUGAUGAGGAAAAGAGACUCAAUAGCCUUGGUAAUUACCUGAAUCAUCUUACGAAUGUAAAAAGUGCCAGUCAAUACUAUGGACCUGUUCCAAUUCCGAAUCAAGACGAUUGGUGGCAGAACAAUAAGAAUUAUGUUGUGGAAGUUAAAAUGAGAAGGACAGACCGUGAGCCAAAAAUGAGUAAUCUGAGGAUCGAAUACGGAGGAUUUAAGCCCCCUUUGAUUCCUAGCACAGAAGUAGAUCUAGAUGGGAUGCCAAUUGAUAAAAAGACAUGA